UUCGCGAAUGUGUCUCAGAGUCUCUGGACUGCUGCGUUUUUGUUUGUACUAUGGUGGUUUCGGGUCAGAGACAAUUGUCCAUGCUCCUGGAGCCAGGUAGCUAACGUCUGGAAGUAUAUCGGUAUGCACAGGGAACACCGACAUUUAAUGGUUCUGACAUACCAUGAGACUUUACUAUAUCUGUUUGAAUCCUUCAUGUAAAACUUUCAUACACCUUGGAGCCUGACAUCUGUGACCCUCUUUUAUAUGCAAGAAAUAUAGCCCUUCCUCAGAAUGAAUCUCAUUUUUGCCAAGGUGCUGUGCUUGCUGGCAAUAUUAGUCCUGAUGAUGUUGGGGUCACUUAUACCUGUCAAGAUAUCGGAGGCAGAUUUUGAUAAAUCUUCACGUUCACGGAAAAUCCUUUCGCUGUCUAAUUCGUUUGCUGGUGGUGUGUUUUUGGCUACCUGCUUUAAUGCUUUGCUUCCUGCAGUGAGAGAAAAGUUUUUUGAUCUUCUUAAAAUUGGAAAUAUCUCUACAGAUUACCCCUUGGCAGAGACUAUUAUGAUGGUUGGGUUUUUUCUCACAGUUUUUGUGGAACAGACUGUUAUGACGUUUCGUAAAGAGAAACCUUCUUUUAUUGACAUGGAGACCUUUAAUGCUGGGUCAGAUAUCGGCAGUGACUCUGAAUUUGAAAGCCCUUUUAUAUCAGCCAACCAUGGUCAUAAUCUGUAUGAAGGAGGUCAUAGCCAUCACUCUCACAGCCUCAACAUUAAAGAACUAUCCAGCUCAAGUCCUAUUCGGCUCUUCAGUUUAGUGUUCGCUUUGUCUGCUCACUCUGUAUUUGAAGGGCUUGCUCUAGGCUUACAAGAGGAUGGAAACAAGCUGCUUAGUCUUUUUAUUGGCGUUGUGAUUCAUGAAACUUUGGUGGCAGUGGCACUUGGUGUCAGCAUGGCAAAAGUAAACACUCACCUUAAAGAUGCUAUCAAAAUGGCAGUUUUGGUCAGCACAAUGAUCCCUAUUGGUAUUGUAGUUGGAAUGGCAAUACAGAGUGCUCAGAACAUGGCCAGCAGCAUUGCCUCAGCUCUGUUGCAAGGCAUUGCUGGAGGCACUUUUAUCUUUGUUACCUUUUUUGAAAUUUUGGUAAAGGAGCUGGAGGAAAAAAAUGAUAGGUUGCUGAAAGUGCUCUUCCUCGUUUUAGGAUACACUGUUUUAGCAGUGCUUGUCUUAUUUAAAUGGUAAUGUAAAAUGUGUUUUUAUCAUGAAUAACAUACCACUCACUCUAAGUUAUUACACCUAGCAGUUCCAUGACAGUAUAAAAACAUGGUUUUAUACAGUUUAUAAAACUGAGAUGACUUGUAAUAUCUAAAUCAAAUUUAGUAUGGGUUAAUUUUCCAAUAUAAUCUUGAAGUCAAAGGUGUGACAGCAUUUGCAGCUGUUCUGUCAGCGCUGACAAUUAUGCUUUUUAAUGUAUAUAUGUCUCAAAUAUAUAAUAGAGUAUAAGUGCAUAAGCCAUAGGCAAUUUGCAGACUCAAACUAUUGAUAAACUCCAACUCUCAGCACCUUACUGUAGACAAAGGUUAAAUGUUACAGCUGGGGGGCUGCAGGUUAGCUAUUGCUUACACAUAUCUAUCUAUAGUAGUAUGUCUAUGAAGAUUCUCAUUCA
Molecule: messenger RNA, 1642 nt
Organism: Xenopus tropicalis (tropical clawed frog)
Lineage: Eukaryota; Metazoa; Chordata; Amphibia; Anura; Pipidae
Gene: slc39a3
Product: solute carrier family 39 member 3
Biological process (GO): zinc ion transport; transmembrane transport; metal ion transport
Cellular component (GO): apical plasma membrane; membrane
Molecular function (GO): metal ion transmembrane transporter activity
Source: RefSeq, marked validated